Fraxinus pennsylvanica is the source of this 2046-nucleotide messenger RNA. Lineage: Eukaryota; Viridiplantae; Streptophyta; Magnoliopsida; Lamiales; Oleaceae. The record is from the annotation of a GenBank genome assembly.
AUGCCCUCCCGUCAUCUUCUGACUCGACCGCCGGCACCGGUUCACCACAAGACCACAAGCCAUCUUGUAGCGUCGCUGGCCGGUGGACUGACGGCGGCGGUUACUUUUCUCAUUCUACUUACCCUCUGCUUCAGGAGGAUCAGAAAGAAGCGGACAGCCCCUUCUGCUUCUGAUACUGAUUCCAAGAAGCCUCCUCACCGGCUUUCUUACUCUCUCCUCCGUCGCGCCACCAACAAUUUCUCCUCUUCCCUCCGCCUCGGUCAGGGGGGUUUCGGGUCUGUCUACCGGGCUACACUUAAACCAAACCCCAUCACCAAGAGCUCUGCUUUUCAUGUUGCUGUGAAGCUCAUGGAUUCCGGGUCUUUACAGGGAGAGCGCGAGUUCCAGAAUGAAUUGCUCUUUUCCUCGAAGAUUGACUGUAUAUACAUAGUUUCCGUGAUGGGUUUUUCCUCUAAUCCUGCUAAACGUCGCAUGAUUUUAGUGUAUGAGCUUAUGGAGAACGGAAGCUUACAAGACUGUCUUUUUCAUCGAAAAAGCGAAGAGCUGAAGUAUUGGGAUAAGAGGUUUUUGAUUGCUUUGCAUAUAGCUAAAGGGCUCGAGUAUUUACAUCAUCACUGUGAUCCCCCUGUUAUUCAUGGGGAUAUUAAACCGAGCAAUAUUUUGUUGGAUGGGAAUUUUAACGCUAAAAUCGGAGAUUUCGGGUUGGCAAGGCCAAAGUUGGAGGAGAACAUCCAAGGUGAGGUGAAGAAGCAGGGGAAUGGGGUGGAGGAUAAUGGAUCUGUCAUGGAGACAGAGAGUGUGACCACCACAAGCGGGUUCGAGGAGUUUAAUAAUGUUCUUAAUCUUGGGGGUGUAGUUGUGAGGGUUGAGGCGUCACCAGAGGCAGUGAUCGGGGUGGAGUUGUCCCCUGAGGCGGAUGCAGCUCCUGUGGUGUCGCCAAGGACAGUUGCAGAGAUGGCAUCUCCAUCUGAGGGGUUGGAGGAGACAAGCAUCCCAGAGGGGAAUUUCGAUAGGUUUAGUGUAGAGAGUGGGGGCGAAAAGAGCAGGUGGAAGAAGAAUAAGAAGAGCAUUUCGGGUAAAGAUUGGUGGUGGAAACAAGAUAAUGGAGGUGAAGGGGAGUCAGGAAAAGUGAAAGAUUAUGUGAUGGAAUGGAUUGGGAAUGAGAUCAAGAAGGAGAGGCCAAAGAGCGACUGGAUUGGAGCCUCAUCAAGCUCGGGGGUUGUUUCAAAGAUGGAGAAAAAGAAGAAGAAGAAACGGCGAUUGGAUUGGUGGGUGUCAUUGGAUGAUGAGAAGAAUCCCAAGGAGAAGAGAAGGCCUGCAAGGGAGUGGUGGAAGGAGGAAUACUGCGAAGAGCUUGAGAGGAAGAAAAAGAAGAAGAAAAAACAAGCACAGGGGGCAAUGAGCGAUAAUCCAUAUAGUGAAAAUUAUUGGCCGAGGGAUGAUGAAUUUUACGCUGAUAGAAAGAAGAAAAGGAGCAGGAGCCGAAGCAGUAGAGGUAGUAUGGACUGGUGGUUGGAUGGUCUCAGCGGUGAGCUAUGGAAAGCACGGAGAAAUAGUUAUGAUUCAGUCAGUGGGGAGAUACCUAAGAGUGGGGGUAUGAGUAGCACACCAAGUAUGAGGGGAACCGUGUGCUACAUUGCGCCGGAGUAUGGUGGUGGUGGGGAUAUAUCUGAGAAAUGUGAUGUUUAUAGUUAUGGAGUUCUGUUAUUAGUUCUCAUUGCUGGACGUAGGCCGCUUCAGGUGACAGGUUCACCUAUGUCGGAGUUCCAACGAGCCAAUCUCCUAUCCUGGGCACGUCGUCUUGCCCGUGCUGGGAAGCUUCUUGAUUUAGUUGAUCAUAAUAUUCAAUUUUUAAAUAAAGAGCAAGCCCUGCUAUGCGUCACAGUGGCACUGCUCUGUCUGCAAAAGUCACCUGCUUGCCGACCUUCCAUGAAAGAGGUGGUUGGGAUGUUGUCUGGAGAUUUAGAAUCUCCCCAGCUACCAGUUGAAUUUUCCCCUUCACCUCCUUCCCGCUUCCCAUAUAAGUCUCACAAGAAGGUCCGUUGA